AUGGAGUCUUCUGAUCAAAAGUCUCUAGAGAAGGUUCUUUCACAGAAGGCUCUUCAAAUGGGUAGUUCAUCUCCAUGUCAAAUAUGUGUUGUGGGUUUUCUUUGUGUGGUUUGCCUUACCUCAUUGUUUCUGGCGGCUCUUACUUCCUUCGGCGCGUUCCAGUUUGAAGGGAUUUCUUUCUCCACAUUUUCCAGUGGAAUUUUCGCAACUCAGAGUUCUCAAUAUGCUGUAACUGGGAAUGAUUGCAAUCCCAAACAGAAAGAAAAAGAAAGAAUAAUGUAUGCACAGAAGAGCGAUCUGAUCCUUGAGAAAGAUGAGAUGCAUGAUAGAGUGAAGGAACUAUAUUCAGUUUGGAGUAGAAAGUUAAGCACGUCCACAAGUGAGGAUAACCAGCUACCAAUUAGUGGUAGACUUGGCGAACUCAAUACACCGAAAGCUCCUCACUUGGAAAACUGUAAAUUAAGAGCUGAAGUUAAUUCCCGUCUUGAUAGCAGGAUCCAGAAUGAGAGCUUCCCUCCAUGGACAAUUUGGAAGGGGAUGUUGAAUGACUUCCCGUCGGUCCCAAUUGACGAGGAGCAACUAAGUAUCAGACGGCAAUUGAUUUCUGAAGGACCUAAUCCUCCCUGGGUAGCAGGAUCUGACGAUGAGAACUAUCCUUUGACUCGGAAAGCACAACGUGAUAUAUGGUUCCAUCAACAUCCAGCCAACUGUAGAGAUCCUAAUGUGAAGUUUCUUGUAGCUGAUUGGGAAAGAUUGCCUGGAUUUGGCAUCGGAGCUCAGAUUGCUGGGAUGUGUGGCCUUCUUGCAAUUGCAAUCAAAGAGAAAAGAGUUCUUGUGACAAACUACUACAAUAGAGCAGAUCAUGAUGGUUGUAAAGGUACUUCACGUUCUAGCUGGUCUUGUUACUUCGUUCCAGAGACAUCACAAGAAUGCAGGGAACGAGCAUUUGAGUUAAUGGAAAGCAAAGAAGCACAGCAGAAAGGAAUGAUAACUGUAAAGGAAAAUUAUACCUCCAAAGAAAUAUGGGCAGGAAGAAUUCCAAGCAUCCUCAGUGGCAUCUUAUCAUUUGUGUACAGCAGGUUUUGGGGCAACCCUUGGAGUUAUUUGCAACCAACCACAGAAGUGAAUGGGAGUUUGAUAGCAAAUCAUCGCAAAAUGGACCGGAGAUGGUGGCGUGCUCAGGCUGUGCGAUAUUUGAUGAGAUUCCAGUCUGAGUACACAUGUAACUUGCUGAAUAUAGCUCGCCAUGAAGCUUUUGGAUGGGAAGCAGCAAAAAUGGCUGUUUCGACCACCUUUUCUGAUUCUACAGAGGAUGUGGCCGGAAUGCGAAGAUUUGACAUUGAAAAAUUUGUAUGGUCAAAUCACAAGCCAUGGAUUCCUCGGCCUUUGUUAAGUAUGCAUGUCAGAAUGGGAGAUAAGGCAUGUGAAAUGAAGGUGGUCGGCUUUAGGGAAUACAUGCAUCUAGCUGAACGAAUCAGAAAGCGAUUCCCUCAUCUGAGUAGCAUCUGGCUUUCAACUGAAAUGCAGGAAGUCAUUGAGCAAUCUAAACUAUUCCCUAACUGGAAUAUUUACUACACCAAAGUGGCGCGGCAAGAAGGGAACAUAACCAUGGCAACCUAUGAAGCCAGUCUUGGCAGGGAAACGAGCACCAACUAUCCCUUGGUGAAUUUCUUGAUGGCAUCCGAAGCAGACUUCUUCAUAGGUGCAUUGGGUUCCACUUGGUGCUACCUUAUAGACGGAAUGCGGAAUACAGGUGGAAAAGUCAUGUCAGGAUACUUGAGUGUGAACAAGGAUAGAUUCUGGUAG
Molecule: messenger RNA, 1806 nt
Organism: Oldenlandia corymbosa var. corymbosa
Lineage: Eukaryota; Viridiplantae; Streptophyta; Magnoliopsida; Gentianales; Rubiaceae
Source: the annotation of a GenBank genome assembly